Molecule: messenger RNA, 992 nt
Organism: Podarcis raffonei (Aeolian wall lizard)
Lineage: Eukaryota; Metazoa; Chordata; Lepidosauria; Squamata; Lacertidae
Product: transmembrane protein 68-like
Exons: 6
Coding region: 13-954 (313 amino acids)
Cellular component (GO): membrane
Molecular function (GO): acyltransferase activity
Source: RefSeq, a predicted model, not a curated record
GAUCAGGAAACAAUGAGCUGGUUCACUCAAAUGCUGCAAAACUUGAUUAGUUUUCCUUAUUUAGAAGAAUACCUGAGCUCAGUGGUUCACCCUUGGUGGUUUCGUAAGCUUCUGAUUUUGCUUUCUUCAUUAAUGAUAGAUAUAUAUUUGGUUGGCUGUGCUUGCUCAUUUGGGCUAUAUGUUUACAUGAAGAUGAAUAAGCACCAAGAAACUGGUCCUGAUAGCAAAAUUUGGAAAAAGCCAAGGAAUUUUUUUGCUCAUAUUGCAGAUAUAUAUGGAAAGAUAUGGCAUGGUUACGAACUUACUGGUAUAGAACAUAUCCCUAAAGGACCAGGGAUUAUUAUUUAUCAUCAUGGAGUUAUGUCUAUCGGCUAUGUCUUUUUUGUGGCUAGAUAUUUUUUAGAGACGGGGAGAACAUGCUUUUCAUUAAUACAUCAUGUCGCGUAUUGGAUACCAGGGCUGCAGAUGUUUUAUUAUGUGCUUGGGCUGAAAUCUUACAAGAAAGCUGAAAUUGUGGAAAUAAUGAAGAAAGGCCAUUUACUGGGCAUUGCACCUGGUGGAGGUAGAGAAGCACUGUAUAGUCACGAUUACUGCAUAAUGUGGGGUAAACGCACAGGUUUUGCUCAGGCAGCUUUGGAGGCGAAAGUGCCCAUCAUCCCUAUUUUUACACAAAACAGUUGUGAAGCAUACAGGACCAUUGGAAAGACAAGGCUGACAAAAUGGCUGUAUGAUAAAACUCGAUGUAUGGUUCUUCCCAUUUACGGAGGGUUUCCAGUGAAAUUGAGGACAUUUAUUGGAGAACCCAUCCCAUAUGAUCCAAAUAUAACAGCUGUAGAGCUGGCUGAAAGAGCGAAGAUUGCACUUGAAAAUCUUCGGGAUAAACACCAAAAAAGGCCAGGAAAUAUAUUAAGAGCUCUUUCAGAACGAUUUGAUAAGCAUUACAAAGCUAACUAGUCCAUAUAAAAUCGUUGCACUGUUCAUGAGAAGGUUUC